AUGUCUGAACGCCGAAUCGACGUGAACCGCAGCAACUACUCGGUGAUUGACAACGAGUUCGGCAACAUGCGCAAUCGUUUCGAGCAGGAAAGGCACCGCGUCGAGGAGGAAAUGCGUCGUCUUCGCUCCGAGUUCGAAGGUACUUUAUUUUAUAUAAAAAACGGGGUCAUUUUUUCCAAUAAUAAUAAUAACAAUCUUCCUUGAAUAUAUUAAAAACAUCAGAAAAAAAUAUAAUGAUAGUACAAAUUAUACAACAAGAAAAAUAAUUUAGAUGGGUUUUAAGUUUCCUUACUGCAAUAAAUGGUUUGCAUUUUUGAGAUAAAGGCAUUGAGUAAUAGUAAAUGUUUCGACUGAGGUAAUGUGGAAGAGAUAAGUAUAUAUGCAAAGCAGGGAUAAGUAUGUUUGAAACGUGUAUGAACAUAUAAAUAUAUUUGUACACGUUUCAAACACGCUGAGAUCGAUGAGGUUAUUUUUUAACAUAUCGGAGCAAUAAGAGAAGGAUUCAGGAGAGACGCUCAAUAUCAAAAAAGAAAAUGGCAAAGUCCGAUUAGGAAAAGGAUUGUUUUUGAAGAUCACGAAGACCAGCAACUGA
This is a messenger RNA of Caenorhabditis auriculariae, 592 nucleotides long. NCBI's taxonomy places the organism in Eukaryota, Metazoa, Nematoda, Chromadorea, Rhabditida, Rhabditidae. The record is from the annotation of a GenBank genome assembly.